Messenger RNA from Musca vetustissima, 502 nucleotides. RefSeq lists its product as uncharacterized. The annotation marks the transcript as partial. NCBI's taxonomy places the organism in Eukaryota, Metazoa, Arthropoda, Insecta, Diptera, Muscidae. The transcript has a single exon. The record is from RefSeq and is a predicted model, not a curated record.
AUGAUCAACAAAAAGACAAUCAGUAAUUCCUUUAACAUAACAUCAGUGUUAUUGUUGUGCUUAUCCUUAUUGUGUUGCCUGCAGCAGAUAAAUGCCAGCACAGAGAAUAUUUCAUCACCCACCUCGGCUUAUCAAAAUGCCGGAACACGUACCAUACUACGGAUCUACGAUGAAUGUACACGAACCGAUGGUGGAUUUGUGCCAUGUCUAAAGAAAAAGGCGAUAUCCUUUAUUGAUCGUAUUUCGUAUAUUGAUUCAAUAGCUAUUGCCGAUGGUGUUAAAGUGGUAAAAUUACCCGCCAGUGCUGGAGCUGUACCAUAUAUUCGACCGUUGACUAGUGAAAAUGAAUUGGAAUCCACCCUAUCCAGAUCGGGUGAAGAUCGUGAUACCAAAUUGACAAAUAUGUUAAUCGAACGUUUGAGUAAUUUCUUCAACGGUCAUACAUUGCAAGUUAGUUUUCCCAAGUUGUCAUCUGAAGAAUUGGGCCGUGGUUUGGAAGAAG